CCAGAGCCACGAGCCCGCCCGCGCCUGCGCCGCCUCCCCUCUCCUUCCUUCUCUCUCCCAUUCAAAUUUGCAUAGCGUUGAUUCCACGCCCCGAGACUCCAUAUCUACCGACGCAUCUCCCCAUCUCAGAACGCUCAAUCCAAACGCGAGCCGCAACCCUAACCCUAGCAACCGAGGCUGAUGGCGCGCCCGAGGGGUAAGAAGCGCACAGCGACCCAGGCUGCCGCCACUGGUUCGGUCGAGCCGGAGGCCGCCGCCGGUGCUCCGAGCAAGCCGGAGGCGUCGGCGGCGACGGAGCCGGCAACUCGGGGGCGGGGGAAACGCGUCAAGGCGCCGCCCAGGCCCAAGCCCGAGCCGGAGUACUUCCCCGAGAAAAGAAACCUGGAGGAUCUAUGGUUAUCUGCUUUCCCUGUUGGCACUGAGUGGGAACACAUCGAUAAGGUAAAAGAGUUCAACUGGAGCUUCGAAAAUUUAGAGAAAGCCUUAGAAGAAGCGGGAGAGCUUCAUGGAAAGACAGUUUAUAUGUUUGGAAGCACCGAGCCCCAGCUAUUGGAUGUCAAUGGCGAAUCAAAGAUGGUGUUUAUCCCAGUUGUAGUUGCUGUAGACUGUCCUUUACCUCCUUCAGAUAAAAUUGGGAUAAACUCUGUCCAAAGGGAAAAUGAGGAAAUAGUGCCAAUGAAGGCUAUGAAGAUGGCAUGGGUGCCUUAUGUUCCCCUUGAGGACCGGCUUAGCAGGAUUGACAGUUUGAAAACAAAAAUAUUCACUCUCACAUGCACGCAGCGAAGGUCUGCACUGAAGCAUCUCAAAAUUGAGAGAGUCAAGAAGUUUGACUACUGCAUGCCUUAUUAUAUGCCACUGCAACCUCUUGAAGACGAAAAUGACACAGUUAUCAAUUUCGUAUAUCCUCUAGAACCCCCGAUAGUAGAUGAGUUUGACUGGGAAAUGGAUGAUUACAAGGGUUUUGCAGAUCAGAAAGUUGAAGAAGGUUGGCUGCCAGAGGGUGAGAAAGAAAAAUUCAAGGAGUUCCUGAAGGAGAAGGUUAGAGAAAGGAAGAGAGAACUGAAACAGGCUAAAGAAGCCAGGAAGAAAGCUAUUGAUGACAUGGAUCCUAAGAUGAAAGAGGCAUUCGAGAAUAUCAAAUUUUACAAAUUUUAUCCUGUGAAAACCCCAGACACGCCUGAUGUAAACAAGGAAAAGGCUAGGUACAUCAACAGAUACUACAUGCAUGCCCAUUAUGUGAUGUGAUGACUUUCCUGAUCUCACAUGCUCAGAUAUCAUGGAAUGUGGGAGGUAGCUGCUAAUGGAGAUUGACAGCCUCAGAGAAGGAUUUGAUUGAGUUGCUGAAAAACGUUUGUUAUCUUCUGCUAAAGCUCUGGAAGCUGUUGAUCAAAUAGUGAAUGAAGUUGAGCAGGCUAUUGUGAAGCUGCAGUUGAUGAAUACAAAUUCUACUGGAAAUGUUGACCACCCAUCCAACCUUGCAGAACUGAAAGCUAAGCUGAAUAAAGGAGCUCAAUGCUGCCCUGAGCAAAAUAUUUCAAGCUCCUUGAGAAGUCUUCCAAUCCAGAUAUAUCUAAGGCAUACAGAAAUGUGGAUUGUGAGGUUCAUACAGUAAACAAUAUCAUAGCGAAUCAUUUCUACCGCCAAGGCCUCUUUGAUCUUGGUGACAUGUUCGUCCAUGAAUGUGGGGAAUUAGGUGGAGCUUCCUUGAAGCUACCAUUUCAGGAGAUGUACUAUCCUUGAAGCCAUGAAAGCGUAAAACCUUGAGCCUGCCCUUUUUUGGGCUGCCAAAAACCAUGACCAGCUGUUGCAGAAUGUGUCUAUGCUGGAGUUCAAGCUUUAUCAGCUUCAGUUUGUUGAGAUACUGUCCAAAGGAAGUAGGGGUGAGGCCAAAGAUGAGGCUCUUUUAUAUUCUAGGAUAGGACUCACUUUGGUCCCCUUGGCAGCCGUGCACAAGGAAGAAUUCCAGAAGCUAAUGGCUUGCCUUCUAUGGGUUGGCCGGCUGGAUCAAUCCCCAUAUUCUGAGUGUCAUCCACGCAUGCGGAGAAGCUAGCUGAGUAGCAGCUCACCUAUCUGUUCGCUUGGGCUUGGGCUUAUCAGCCAAAUCUGUUAGCCAUUCAGUAGUGUUUUUCUCUCACAAUAAAUCAGCCAACAGUACUAUCUGUAGCCUUCUGGGCCAGUCUAGGGAGAGCCCAGUGAGUGUUGCAGUAUCAGCUGGUUUUCAAGGACUACCAACUCUGCUGAAGUCAUGGCUGCGAAGAAGCAGGAGUGGCAAGUUAUGAAGCAGCUCCCUGUCCCCAUAGACAUCGAGACAGAAUUCCAGUAUCAGUCUUCGUGUGCCCGGUGCUCAGGGGGCAAGUCCAGUGACGAGAACCCCAAAUGUGGAUACCUUGUGGACAUGUCUCCAAGCAGUCCAUCAUGAAGCUGUCGAAAAGCAGCUCGAGGCUCUUCAAGUGCCCCUACUGCCCCUCGGAGGCUGUGGCGUCGCAUUGCAAGCAGCUGCAUUUCUAGAUGUUGGUACAUGCUUGACCUCCUGUUCCUUGUUGCACGAGUCCAAUAGCUUAUGUGUGUCUGUAAUAUAAACAUGGUUUCGUCUGUAUUACUAAUCUGUACAGUGUUGCUCAAGUCUCUUCUGGAGAUUCAAGGAAUUUGAAA
This is a messenger RNA of Sorghum bicolor (sorghum), 2652 nucleotides long. RefSeq lists its product as uncharacterized. The transcript has 15 exons. Bases 181 to 1245 code for a protein of 354 amino acids. The record is from RefSeq and is a predicted model, not a curated record. Gene Ontology annotation, biological process: regulation of cellular response to heat. Lineage: Eukaryota; Viridiplantae; Streptophyta; Magnoliopsida; Poales; Poaceae.